AAAAGUUAGAUAAAAUCCACAAGAGAGUGGCCAAUUAUAAUGGCAAAAGAAAUAGCAAUGGGUAGAGCUUUGAAGAUGAUUUUCUUUCUAACAUUUGUGUUAUGGUUAUGGCUUUGGAUUAUGUUACCCACAAAGCUUUAUAAGAAUUAUUGGUCUCCCAAACUCAAUAUGAAUCUCAACUCCACUUAUUUUAGAGAACAAGGCACAAAUCUUCUUCUUUUCUCAUUUCCCAUCAUGUUAAUGGCAGUUUUGGGUUGUUUCUAUCUUCAUUUUCAGAAGGAAUCUUCAGAUUUAGAUCCUAAACCCUUUUCUACUCAGAGGGUCAGAGGAGAAUCAUUUCUAAAACGACCAGUUGUAGUAAUGAAUCCAUUGGGGAUUGUUAAUACAUUGGAGAUUGUGUUUGGAGUUUCAUUUCUUUUACUUUUGAUUUGGUCUCUUGGAAAUUACUUAUACGUCAGUUUUGGUCAUCUUCAUAGGGAUAAUGUUGGAGAGACAAUAGGGGAAUUAAAGUUUAGAAGUGUAUCAUUGAGAGUAGGAUACAUUGGAAACAUAUGUUGGGCAUUUUUGUUCUUUCCAGUAACAAGAGGCUCUUCAUUACUACCUCUAAUUGGACUCACUUCAGAAUCAUCCAUCAAAUAUCACAUUUGGCUUGGCCAUCUUUCUAAUCUUCUCUUUGCAUUACACACCAUUGGCUUCAUCAUCUACUGGGCCCUCACUGAUCAAAUGGCUCUGUUGAAACAAUGGAGUGAGGACUAUGUAUCAAAUGUUGCAGGAGUGAUUGCUAUGACAUUUGCUACGAUUAUCUGGGUGACGAGCUUUCAGUCGAUCCGUCGAAAAAUGUUUGAGGUUUUUUAUUACACUCACCAUUUUUACAUUCUCUACAUCAUCUUCUAUCUAAUCCAUGUGGGAGUAGCUUAUGUAUGUUUGAUUCUUCCUGGUAUCUUUCUCUGGUUUAUCGAUCGAUACUUACGGUUCUUACAAUCGCAACGCCGUGUAAGCUUGGUUUCAGCUCGCCAUCUUCCUUGUGGUGUUGUUGAACUAAACUUUUUGAAAAGUCCAGAACUAAGCUACAAUCCUACAAGUGUGAUGUUCAUAAAUGUGCCAAGCAUUUCCAAAUUGCAAUGGCAUCCCUUUACAGUCACUUCUAAUUGUAAAUUGGAGCCUGAUAUAGUGAGUGUUGUUAUCAAAUCGGGGGGAAGUUGGACUUCAAAACUUCACAAACAUCUUUCUUCUUCUUUGGAUCACCUUCAAGUUUCUGUUGAAGGUCCUUAUGGGCCUGCUUCUACUCACUUUUUAAGGCAUGAAUAUCUGCUGCUGAUAAGCGGAGGAAGUGGAAUUACUCCUUUCAUUUCAAUAAUCAGAGAGAUAAUGAUUGUUCGAAGCACAAAAGUGAACUUCCAUGUUCCACAAAUUCGGCUCAUCUGCGCCUUCAAGAAUUCUAUUGAUCUCACUAUGUUGGAUCUUUUGCUUCCAGUAUCUAGUACACAAACAGAAUUAAUAUCAAAUGUACCGUUACAGAUAGAAGCUUAUAUCACUAGAGAGAAAGAACAACCUCAAACAAAUUCUGAAAAUCUUAUAAACACGAUAUGGUUUAAGCCAAAUCCACUGGACUCGCCAAUCUCGGAGGCUCUUGGACGAAACAGCUGGCUACUCCUUGGUGCAAUUAUCUCAUCUUCUUUUGUGAUGUUCUUGAUUCUUUUAGGCAUCACCACUCGCUACUACAUUUACCCAAUUGAACAAAAUGGUGAUGUUGUUUAUAAUUACACCUACAAAGUUCUUUGGGACAUGUUCUUGGCAUUUGCUUGUAUUUGCAUUUCUUCUAGCUUUGUCUUUCUGUGGCAAAGGAAAACAAAUGCUUCAAAUGACAAACAAAUUCAAAUUCACAAUUUUCAAUCACCAAAAGCAUCACCUGGGUCAUGGAUCUUUGGAGGUGAUAGUGAGCUAGAAAGCCUUCCCUACCAAUCCCUUGUUCAAGCAACCAACAUCCAUUAUGGAGGCAGACCUGAUCUCAACAAAAUUUUGUUCGACUGCAAAGGAUCGGAUAUUGGAGUUUUAGUCAGUGGCCCAACAGGGAUGCGACAUGACGUAGCAAAAAUUUGUUCUUCUGCUUAUGGAGAUAAUCUAAAGUUUCACUCUAUGAGUUUCACCUGGUAAAGACUUGAAUUACAAUGCAUGUAUUUAAAUUUGAAGUUGUGUCAUUACUGUAAACGGCCAUGCUGGGAUUAUGAAGUUAAAAUUUCAUGUUCUUGUAUUAUCUGUA
Molecule: messenger RNA, 2260 nt
Organism: Cucumis melo (muskmelon)
Lineage: Eukaryota; Viridiplantae; Streptophyta; Magnoliopsida; Cucurbitales; Cucurbitaceae
Product: ferric reduction oxidase 4-like
Exons: 8
Coding region: 40-2154 (704 amino acids)
Cellular component (GO): plasma membrane
Molecular function (GO): oxidoreductase activity
Source: RefSeq, a predicted model, not a curated record